Molecule: messenger RNA, 2010 nt
Organism: Neoarius graeffei (lesser salmon catfish)
Lineage: Eukaryota; Metazoa; Chordata; Actinopteri; Siluriformes; Ariidae
Gene: amdhd2
Product: amidohydrolase domain containing 2
Exons: 12
Coding region: 246-1577 (443 amino acids)
Biological process (GO): N-acetylglucosamine catabolic process
Molecular function (GO): N-acetylglucosamine-6-phosphate deacetylase activity
Source: RefSeq, a predicted model, not a curated record
GUUAACGGAGAGAUGCGAGCGGGAUCCGAUUCAGCACGCGCUGCAGGGAGGAGUUAACGAUUUUCGAUGUGGAUUUUCAAGACUUUAAUGCACUUUGUAUUUGCGUUCGUCACACUGAUCCAGCUCCUCAUGUCACUUCCUGUUCUGUCCAUGUGAAGUGAAAUCACUGAUAAAGAUCUUCAGGAGCAGGUCAAAGUCAACGAGGGCGUGGCUGAGUCAGAGCUGGGCGGUGGGACUUUUGAAAGAUGCCGUCCAAUAAGAGUGUGUCUGAUGCCGCCAUCACUCAGUUCAUCAACUGUAGGAUCCUCAGAGAUCACCGUCUGGAGAGAGAGGACCUGUGGGUGCGUGAUGGAAAGAUCUUGAACCCAGAGAAGCUGUUCUUCGAUGAACAAGGUUUCGCAGACCACAAAGUUGACUGUGGGAAUAACAUCAUGGCCCCCGGAUUCAUAGACGUACAGAUCAACGGUGGGUAUGGCAUUGACUUCUCACAGGCCACUGAUGACAUCACAAAGGGCGUGGCUAAGGUGGCCAAGAGGAUUCUGGAACAUGGCGUCACUUCCUUUUGCCCCACGCUGGUGACGUCUCCUCCGGACAUUUAUCACCAGGUGAUUCCUCAGCUGAAGGUGAAGGAUGGAGGAGCAGAUGGAGCUGGAGUGCUGGGUCUUCAUCUUGAGGGUCCGUUUAUCAGUGAGGAGAAGAGAGGUGCUCACCUUCCUCGGUUUAUCCGCCCUUUUUCAAAAGGGGGCGUGGCUGACCUCUUUGAGACCUAUGGGCAGCUGGAGAAUGUUGCCAUGGUUACACUGGCGCCAGAGCUCCCUAAUAGCAGGCCGGCAAUCUGUGAGCUGGCACGAAGGGGCAUUGCAGUGUCACUGGGUCACUCCAUGGCUGAUCUGUCUCAGGCUGAGGACGCUGUCCAGAACGGAGCCUCGUUCAUCACACACCUGUUCAAUGCCAUGCUACCUUUCCAUCACAGAGACCCGGGCAUUGUGGGAUUGCUGACAAGUGACUGUGUGCCUGCAGGUCGGAUGGUGUAUUAUGGUAUGAUCGCUGACGGCAUACACACACACCCUGCUGCACUGAGGAUCGCACACAGAGCUCAUCCUGCAGGGUUGGUGUUGGUGACUGAUGCAGUUCAAGCGAUGGGGCUUCCUGCAGGCAGACACACACUGGGACAGCAAGAGAUUCACAUCCAGGGACUGCACGCUUACGUCGCAGGUCUCUCUCUCUCUCACAAUGUCUGUCUGUCUAUCGAUCUAGCCACACUUCCUUCAUUGAGACUGACACAUGCACAGGCCACGCCUCCUUCACUGAAACUGAGAUUUAUUCCUGCAGGAACUAAAACGCUGAGUGGAAGCAUCGCCACCAUGGACAUGUGUGUGAGACACUUCAAACAGGCCUCUGGAUGCACGGUGGAGGCAGCGUUGGAAGCUGCGUCUCUGCAUCCGGCUCAGCUGCUGGGGGUCAGCCACAAGAAGGGGACACUGGAGUACGGUGCAGAUGCAGAUUUCGUUAUUCUGGACGACUCACUCACAGUCCAGGAAACGUACAUUGCCGGCGAGUUGGUCUGGAGGAAGUGACCUCAUCCUGAAAACGCUCUUUGAUUGGACAGAUUUGACCAGAGUCGUGGUCAUAGGAGGCAUUGGAAUUGCAUUAAAGCACAUACUGUAUAUACACACACACACGGAGUAACCUGUCUUUUACCUGGUCCAUCUGUGAAUAGGAAGAGGUUAAAAAGGGAUUUAAACACUAUUGAAAUAUUCACUUUUUUCUGUAACUGUGUGUAACUUCCUCUGAAUCAGUCAUUUCAGUUUCACUUUAAAGGCUCAACAGCUUCAUCUGUCUCUGUACAAAUGACCUGAAGUGUGUGUGUGUGUGUGUGUGUGUGUGUGUGUGUGUGUGUGUGUGUUUUGUUUAAUAAACUACUUUUCAUACUGUGGAGUGAAGUGUAAAAUAAAACCCCUGCCUCUAAAAGCUUUGUUUUAUUAAUAAAACAUCACAUUGAAAACAAAA